Messenger RNA from Phacochoerus africanus (Common warthog), 1887 nucleotides. RefSeq names its product UEV and lactate/malate dehyrogenase domains (gene UEVLD). The transcript is spliced from 12 exons. The record is from RefSeq and is a predicted model, not a curated record. Gene Ontology annotation, molecular function: ubiquitin binding; oxidoreductase activity, acting on the CH-OH group of donors, NAD or NADP as acceptor. Bases 104 to 1519 code for a protein of 471 amino acids. Lineage: Eukaryota; Metazoa; Chordata; Mammalia; Artiodactyla; Suidae. Gene Ontology annotation, cellular component: ESCRT I complex. Gene Ontology annotation, biological process: protein transport; endosome to lysosome transport; carboxylic acid metabolic process.
GACCGGUCGGGAAGUUUGGUCCUCGGCGGCCGCCGUCCAGGGAAGGUGUGUAAGGAGACUGGGAGCUGGGGUCGCAGAACCGUCCUCGCGGUCCCGGGUGGACAUGGAGUUCGACAGCGAGGGUCUGAGACGACUACUUGGCAAGUACAAGUUCAGGGAUCUAACUGUGGAAGAACUAAAGAAUGUAAAUGUGUUUUUCCCACAUUUCAGAUAUUCCAUGGAUACCUAUGUUUUCAAAGAUAGUUCCCAGAAAGACCUGCUGAAUUUCAGUGGCACUAUUCCUGUGAUGUAUCAGGGUAAUACAUAUAACAUACCAAUUCGUUUAUGGAUUUUGGAUUCUCACCCUUUUGCUCCCCCCAUUUGCUUCUUAAAGCCAACUGCAAAUAUGGGAAUCUCAGUUGGAAAACAUGUGGAUGCUCAAGGCAGAAUAUACUUGCCCUAUCUCCAAAACUGGAGCCACCCUAAAUCUGUUAUUGUUGGAUUAAUUAAAGAAAUGAUUACCAAGUUUCAAGAGGAACUUCCCUUGUAUUCUCUGUCAUCAUCUGAUGAGGCACGGCAGGUCGACUUGCUAGCCUAUAUUGCAAAAAUCACUGAAGGCGUCUCAGAUAUAAAUUCAAAGAACUGGGCAAAUCAAGAGAAUAAAACAGUCAGUAAAAUUACUGUGGUUGGAGGUGGAGAACUGGGAAUUGCCUGCACACUAGCAAUUGCAGCAAAGGGCAUUGCAGACAGACUGGUCCUCCUAGACCUCUCAGAAGGGACUAAAGGAGGAAUGAUGGACCUCGACAUCUUCAACCUGCCUAAUGUGGAGAUCAGCAAAGAUUUGUCUGCCUCUGCUCAUUCCAAGGUGGUGAUCUUCACAGUCAACUCUUUGGGUAGUUCUCAGUCCUACCUCGAUGUGGUGCAGAGCAAUGUGGAUAUGUUCAGAGCCCUCGUCCCUGCUCUGGGACAUUACAGUCAACAUGGUGUUCUGCUCGUUGCAUCUCAGCCAGUGGAAAUCAUGACCUAUGUGACGUGGAAACUGAGUGCCUUUCCUGCGAAUCAAGUGAUUGGAAUUGGGUGCAAUCUGGAUUCACAGAGAUUACAGUAUAUUAUAACAAACAUUUUGAAGGCACAGACUUCAGGAAAAGAAGUAUGGGUUAUUGGUGAGCAGGGAGAAGACAAAGUGCCCACAUGGGGUGGCCAAGAAGAAGCAGUGAGUCAUAACUCUCAGGUGCAGCUGUCCAACAGAGCCAUGGAACUGUUAAGGGUAAAAGGUCAAAGAUCCUGGUCUGUUGGACUGUCAGUAGCUGACUUGGUUGACAGUAUUGUGAAUGAUAAAAGGAAAGUGCAUUCUGUAUCGAUUUUAGCAAAGGGAUAUUAUGAUAUAAAUACCGAAGUGUUUUUAAGUUUGCCUUGCAUCCUUGGAACCAGUGGAGUGUGUGAAGUCAUUAAGACCAGAGUGAAAGAAGAUAGAGUGACUGAGAAGCUCCAAAGCAGUGCAUCCUCAAUCCAUAGUCUUCAACAACAGUUAAAACUUUGAUUCUGAAGUUCAGAGUUACUUGCGAGGAAAGGUUGUUUAAUUUUACCAGCAUAUAUAUAGGGUUGAGGACUCCUAUAUCUUAUUAUUUUCCUUACAAACUGCUUGGUUAACGUAGGUGGUUUCUUGGUUAGCUCUGUAAUUUGAAUCCCUCAGUAGUUAGAUGAGAAGGAAAAAAAUCUGAUUGUCCUUUUCGUUCUUGAAAUAUCUAUACUGUUCUUUAAACCUACAGCAGAGAUAAACAUUCAUCUGUAAUAUGCAUCACUUUAAAAUUAUACCCUCAACUAGCACAUUCAGCACUUUGAGAAUGUUUUGAAAGUGAUACAUUUUUUAAAAGAAAAUUGCUCUUUUUUUUUUUUUUUGGCUUUUUG